UAGCCGGUCGCUUCGGCUUUCCUACUGUGCGCGCUUCUCUCUCUCCCUCCCCUCCCUUUCACUCCCUUUUCCUCUCCUCCCUCCGUACAACCUCCCGGUUUCCUCAAACGCGAUGACAGUCAAGGCGAACGCGUGAGCGGAUCCCACAGGUGUGUUCCUGACAACUGAAGCCACGGAUCCUCACACACACACACACACACACCUGGAAAUUACCAUGUGACUCGGCACCUGGGCGUGGAGAAAGUCCCUGAUAUUCUACCAAGAGAGCCUUUUGUUGAGGAGUUGCUCGGGUCGCCUUUCAACGGGAGUCGUUCAAACAAGGUUUGACAGUAUCGGGACUUUUCGCGUUUGUGCAACUCUCAGCUGCUUCUCCUCCAAGAGCCCGGGCCCUUAAUGAAGCUGGGGGUCAGCAGCAGUGUGCGGCUAAUUGGCCAAGUUUGCCCGGGGCUCCGGCUGCCUGUGAUUGAAGUGUCCAGUGAGGGCCCUCUGUGCAGCCACCACUGCACCCUGCUCCGUUCCACUCCAACAGCCAAGACGCUCGCUGCACCCCUGUCUGCCUCUCCCUAAGAUGGCCAGCUGGGUCUCCCUCCUCCUCUUCCUCUUCUGCCAGUCAGCCUCACGAGCCCAGGAGGAGAGCAGCAACAUCCUGGAGUUCACCUCAGAGACCUCCAUCAACAAUGUGGUGCAAGACCCCGAGACCGGACGCAUCUACCUGGGGGCGGUCAACACCAUCUACCAGCUGGGGCCCUCGCUCCACAGGGAGGCUCGUGCAGAGACGGGCCCCAGAGAGGACGCGAGGACCUGCACGCCUCCUGCCUCGGCCUGCCAGGACACCAAGCUCAUGCCCAACCUCAACAAGCUCCUCCUGGUCCACCCGUCCAACGGGACACUGAUAGUGUGCGGCAGCCGCUACCGGGGCAUCUGCUCCCUCCUCAACCUCACCAACGUGGAGCAGCAGCUGUACUACAGUGACAGCAAAGGAGAGAGGACUUACGUUGCUAGCAUAGAGGACACGGUGAACGUGGUGGGCGUCAUGUCCACCUACUCCAAAGAGGAGCUCUCCUUCAGUGUGUUCCUUGUUGGGAAGGGCUACGGAAGCCUGGACAGUACAAAACUCAUCAGCACACGAAUCCUGCAGGAUUUCCGUGAAUGGGUCGUGUUUGAGAGCAUCAUCGAGGCUUCUACGGUACAAACGACGCCAUUUGUUCCCAAGUACUUGCACGACUUCCGCCUUGCCUUCAAAGCUGAUGGUUUUGUUUAUUUCCUCUUUUCGAGGACACUUGACGGUACGGAUAAUAAGAACUUGACCUUUGUGUCGCGUCUUUGCGAAAACGACCACCACUACUACUCCCACACGGAGCUUCAGUUAGACUGUGGCAAAGAUAACCGAUACAACAAAGUCCAAGCUGCGUACGUGGCAUCCCCGGGCAAACAGCUGGCGCGGGUCAUGACUGAAUCAAAUAUGUACGGGAAGGUCGUCUCCUGGAGCAAAGUUCUGUUCGUGGUGGCGAGUCCAGAUGACGACGACAACACCUCCGCUCUCUGCAUGUACCCUCUCCACCGCAUCAAUGAGCGCCUGGUGGACAUCAUCAGCGCCUGCUACAGCGACUCGGGGAAAAUCUCUGGGUAUCCUGCUGUAGACAUCCCCUACUCAUCGAAAACUGAUGAAUUCUGCACAUCAAAAUUGCCGAAAGACACGUUGGAACACAACAAAUGUGGUGCAGAUUUCCUGCCGUCCCCUCUGGCCAGCAAGCCGAGAUCCGCCUUAAAGCCAGAACCGGUGUGGACCAAGUCUGGCCUUCUGACCGCUGUGGCCGUCGCUGUGGAGAAUGAUCACACCAUCGCCUUCCUGGGGAACACCCAGGGGGAGGUCUUUAAGGUUCACCUGACUGAGGAGACAUACAUGUACAGUAAGACUCCUAGCAACACGAUUGGAGAGAAGGUCAACAAGAAUCUUUUCUUUGACCGCAGUCAAAGCCACCUCUACAUUACCACAGAGACAAAAAUCACCAAGGUGCCGGUGCAGACGUGCCUCCAAAAGACAGACUGCCAAUCAUGUGUGGAACUGAGGGACCCUUACUGUGGCUGGUGUGUCCUGGAGGGCAGGUGUACCAGGAGGUCUGAGUGCCGCCGGGCGGAGGAGAAGAAUGGCUGGCUCUGGAGCCCAAGGCAACAAUGUGUGAAGAUCGUCUCCUUCUAUCCCCCCAAUCUCUCCUGUAGAAAGACUCAGAAGGUGAAGAUCAGCAUCCCAUCUCUUCCUGCACUUGGGCUUUCUGACCGUCUGCGCUGCUCCUUCACGUCCUAUGACAGUGAAGGCACCAUGAUUGACUCUGGUCAGGUCUCCUGCGAUCUACCCAGCCCUGCGCUUAUUCCACAUACACCUGAGGACCAAGAUUUUGUGGCUGUCCCGGUCCGGAUUUUCGUCAAUGAGACAGUGGAGUUGGCUACACGAGAUUUCAAGUUCUACAACUGUGCCGCCAGAGUGAGGAAAUCUGAAAACACACCGUGCAUGUCAUGUGUGGCGAGUUCCUGGGGCUGCCAGUGGAACACUAAGGACCACACCUGCAGCGAUAUGGACGACACCGCGGUCACUACCAACAUCAUAAAGCACCGUCAAGGAGCAAAGUGUCCUCAGUUUGAGAACCCAGACCCUGUGCUGAUCCCAGUGGGCUACAGGACUCGAAUCAGCUUUGAGGGGAUCAAUUUGGACCUCUACCAGGGUCAUGUUUUCACGAUUGGCACUGAGCUGAUGAAAAAUGUGGAAGAGGAGGUCAAUUUUGAGGAAGGACCGUUCUACACCUUCAGCGGCUUCGAUUUUUCUUACGACAAGUCACCAGAGACCAAAGUUCUCUUCUACAUGAAGGACAAGGAGUCGGGGAAGAGGAUGGACAGCACGCUGAACGUCACCCUGUACAACUGCUCCAUGGGGCGAGAGGACUGUAGUCUGUGUAAGAACGCAGACCCAAAGUACCAGUGUGUGUGGUGCGCCAAGCAGAGGGCGUGUGUGUACGAGAAGCUGUGCAACCCCGAGGACCCUCUCAGCACCGAGUGCCCCGACCCCCAGAUAACUGACAUCAUCCCUCGUUACGGCCCCAUGCGGGGAGGAAUCUCCAUCACCAUCCGCGGCACCAACCUCGGCAUUCACAAGGAAGACAUUAAAAGCAUCAGUGUGGUCGGGCAGCCCUGCAUCCACCAGGAGGAGAAGUACUCUGUCUCCACCAGCGUGGUGUGUGAGAUCGGCCCUGUUGAUCCUACGAAAACCUGGGGCCAGGUCGAGGUGGAAGUGAAGGGGGGAAAGACAGGAACCUCCUCCAUGUACUUCACCUACAGGGACCCGAUUCCCGAAGGGGUGACACCCACCAGAGGUCUGAAAGCUGGGGGCACCCUCAUUACAAUAUCUGGUCACUCUCUGGAAACAGGCAGUAAGGAUGAUGUCCAGGUUACCAUCGGAGGGGUGGACUGCACUGUGGAGCACUUUGGAGAAGAAAUCACCUGCAGGACAGGAGAAUAUCGAACAGAUAAGGUGCCCUCCUUAUUUCUCUCCGUCACAGUGAAGUAUGGAAAGAGUACCACAACAUCCAUCCCAAGUGUCUUCCAAUUCUUGGAAAAUCCCCAAUUGAUGGACCAUCAACCCAAAACAAGCUUUGUCUGUGGAGGGAGGAACAUUGUGGUGACCGGCUCAGGCUUUGACCUUGUCCAGACUGCUGUUCUGAAGGUCCAAGGAGACAACUCGCAAGCCUUUGAGGUCGCCCACGAGAAGAACGACACGGUCAUCCAGUUUCGGUCUCCAACAGUAAACAGCUCCCUGAACCAGCCCUUUAAAACCAUCAUCAAGCUGGACAACAUGGAGAAGGAGCUGAAGCCCUUCGACUACUACCCGGACCCCAGCUUCAACGAACUGAAGAGGGUCAUCACUGAGGCCAGCAUCAUCAUCGUCACUGGUUGGGGAUUCUCCAAAGCUAUGACGGCCAAAGAGGCUCAAGCUUUUGUGGGAGACGUUCCCUGCGUGGUGAACACGCUUCAGGAUGACAAACUGUUCCUGGACCCGCCCUCCACCACGCCCAGCGCCCGCUCCAGACGGCACCGCAGAGACACCCGGCCCGAGCUGCUCGACCUAACAAUCAAGUUUGGGAAAGGGGAGUGGGUGGUAGGCUCGGUGGAGUAUGAGAAGAAGAAUGAUUUGAAACUGUACAUCAUCAUCCCCGCUGUCAUUGUGCCCAUGCUGCUCAUCAUCGCUAUCUCUGUCUACUGCUACAGGAGAAAGAGUCAACAGGCAGAGAGGGAGUACGAGAAGGUGAAACAUCAGCUGGAGAAUUUGGAGGAGAGCGUACGGGACCGAUGCAAGAAAGAAUUCACAGACUUGAUGAUUGAGAUGGAGGACCACACCAACGAUCAGAGUGAGGGACGAAUCCCCUUCCUGGACUACAAAACCUACACCGACCGCGUCUUCUUCCUGCCUUCGAAGGACGGAGCCAAUGAUGUGAUGAUCACAGGAAAGCUCAACAUCCCCGAGGACCGACGGGCCAUCGUGACUCAGGCGCUCAACCAGUUCUCCAACCUCCUGAACUCAAAAACGUUCCUCCUUAAUUUUAUCCGUACAUUGGAGCACAGUAAUGACUUCAACGCCAGGGCGAAGGUGUACUUUGCCUCUCUGCUGACGGUGGCCCUGCAUGGGAAACUGGAAUACUACACUGACAUUAUGAGGACGCUGCUGCUGGAGCUCAUGGAGGAAUACGUCCACAGCAAGAACCCUAAACUCAUGCUGCGCAGAUCAGAGACAGUGGUGGAAAGGAUGCUUUGCAACUGGAUGUCUAUCUGCCUCUACCAGUUUUUGAGGGACUCUGCAGGCGAGCCCUUGUACAAACUGUUCCGAGCCAUCAAGCACCAGAUCGAGAAAGGGCCUGUGGACGUAAGAGUGAAGAAAGCCAAGUACACCCUCAACGACACGGGCCUGUUGGGCGACGAUGUAGAGUACUCCGUCCUGACCCUGCAAGUGUUGGUGCACGGCGAGGGUCCCGAUGUGACGCCCGUCAAGGUGCUGACCUGUGACACCAUCUCGCAGGUGAAGGACAAGAUCAUAGAGCAGGUGUACAAGAACCUGCCGUACACCCUGCGGCCCAAGGUCGACAGUGUCACACUGGAGUGGCGUCCGGGUUCAACAGGGCAGAUUUUGUCAGAUCUGGACUUGACUUCCCAGAAGGAGGGCAGGUGGAAACGCAUCAACACUCUGGCCCACUACAACGUGCGGGAUAACGCCACAUUAGUGUUGUCCAAAGUGAUUUCCAUUCAGCAGAACUAUGACCAGAACCAGGAAAACCAUGAAGAGCGAAAUGCUCUGUUGGAAGAUGACAAGGUGUUCCACUUGGUGAGGCCGCUGGACGAAAUGGAUGAGAUCAAAUCUAAACGGGGAAGCAUAAAAGACAAGUCGAUGACCAAAGCCAUUACAGAGAUCUAUUUAACACGACUCCUUUCCGUCAAGGGAACACUGCAGCAGUUUGUGGAUGACUUCUUCCGCAGCGUGCUGUGCUCUGGGACAGUGGUGCCACCGGCGGUCAAAUAUUUCUUUGACUUCCUGGAUGAGCAGGCGCUGAAACACAACAACGUGGAUGAGGAGACCAUCCAUAUCUGGAAGACUAAUAGCCUUCCUCUGCGGUUCUGGGUGAACAUCCUCAAGAAUCCACACUUCACCUUCGACGUGCACGUGUCUGAAGUGGUGGACGCCUCGCUCUCCGUCAUCGCACAGACCUUCAUGGAUGCCUGCACCAAGAGCGAGCACAAACUCAGCCGGGACUCUCCAAGUAACAAACUACUCUAUGCAAAGGAGAUCUCUUCAUAUAAGAAGAUGGUGGAUGAUUACUACGGGGGCAUCAGGCAGAUGGUUCCCGUCAGUGAUCAGGACAUGAACACUCAUCUGGCAGAGGUGUCACGGGCUCACACAGACACACUGAACACCCAAGUGGCUCUCCAUCAGCUUUACCAGUAUGCCAGCAAAUACUAUGAUGGGAUCAUCGCAUCCCUAGAAGAGGACCCAGCUGCCCAGAGUAAACAGCUGACCCUGCGGUUCCAGCAGAUAGCAGCUGACCUGGAAAACAAAGUGACUGAUCUCUAACCCACCAAUGGAUGGAGGGAGGGAGGGAGGGAGGGAUGGGAAUGAUAGCAUAACUCCAGUGACUACAGGGGCUUUUUCUUACUUCAGAUUAUAUAACAUUGAAAUAAGGAAAGGUGAGAAGGGACUCAUGUAGUCGUGUAUAUUGUACAACUUGGCCCUGGGACGAUUUUCCGUGAUGUGGAGUAACAGGGACUAAUGAAAUGCAGAUUGAGAGCAAAAAAAGGGGAAGAAAAUGAUGGGUUACACUGUCAUAGGUACGCCUUAAAGCUCACUUGCCAAACCUUAAAGGUCUGCGCGCUCACUCAUGCUUCACUGAAUAUUGCUCCCACAAUGCAGUGCGGUAGACCUCUCUCUGAUAAUUAAGCCCCUACGUGGAGCACUGGCACAGGCGAUAAUCAGAUGUUCAAUUUCUUUCUGUGUAGAAAAAGGUUUUAAGAAUUGUAUUAUAUAUUUUUUUUAUUGUGCAGUCUUUAUGCGGAAAGCUUUAUAAGGAAAAAACAUUAUCUUUUUAAAUGGAUCACCUUGUGGUGCGGAUAGUGUUUUUAUUAGCCUGUGUGUGCUUAGAUGUCUGUGUGAAGUACAAAUUUGAGUGUGCGUGAAUGUGUGGGAAUGUGUGUGCACACACAGGAUGCCUACUGUCAGGCGUGAGGGCGAAGAGACGCCUGCUUUCUGUCAUUUUAAUCCCCCGUACCCAGUGACACACUGGAGCCUACGCUCUCUCUGAGCUUUUUGACAGAGACCAAAGGGUCCUAACAAGGGCACUGGUUUAUCUAGCAAUGCACAGGCUCAUAUGAUUGAUAGGCCUCCAGUAGUUUAUGAAAUAUUUGAGUUAAAUCAUUUUGCUUUUGACUCAGAUCUGUUUCAAGCUGGAUCGCCAAUUGUGCUUAUGGAAAUCGAUUAUAGCACAGUCUGUCUCCCUUUAUUGUACAGUGCCAUGAUACAUUCCACUUCAACUAAAGCACAGAAGGACAUUUCAGAAGGGUUUUUAAAACAUUUCAGUUAAUCACUCUUUACAGAUAUUAUUCUUUUUGUUAUUAAACUUUCUUUUUUCAAGUGUCAUCAAAAAGCAAUUUCUUUCAGCCAUUUCACUCAUAUUAGCACUGCAAUAAUGUCAGAAUAACAUGAGCCACAAUCAACAGUCGCAUUAACUAAUUUCAUAUAUUCACACAGUAGCAAUUCAGCAAUAUUUUAGAGAGAUUUCCAAAUUGAUUCAUGCAUUUUUUUAGUGCUCAUGAUUUUUAGUGCCAUUCUUUAAAAGUAUUACUCUUGUUAUCUUCCAAAUAGUCAUCAAGCAUUCUGCCUCUAAAGCUAUGAAAUCGCCUGUUGCUGAUGUUAAUUACCUGCUAGAGAAGCAGUUGGUACUUAAAUGGUAUGUUUUGAACAAAUUACAGUUAUUUUAGCCUUUGUGUGAUGAUCGGGAGGUCAGAUUCAAUCAUGUACAUAAUUGUUUUAGUAAUUGAGAUGUUGAUAUGUCAGUGUCAGAGCCGAGGUGUGGACAGGGUAGGAAUGAGGGUUUGGGAUUUCUUGGGCCAUUAAACGCUGCCACGCGUCAUCCCUAAACUGUAGGUUUUGUUGUUGACAGAUGAUUUAAUUGUCCUCCCCGUAUCUGAUGGUGGAUGCGUGCAGUUGACAGAGCAUAACGAGCUCCAGAGACCCCAGAAUGUUAACGAUUCCUGCCUUGGCUAGAGAGAGGUUUGCACAGACCUCGAGCCUGCCGCCUGCCUGCUGUCUCAGCGUGGCGUCCCGGCAUCCCGACCAACAGCACUUGGCACUGCCCACUCAGCGCAGUGCAGAGUGGCUCUCACUAUAAUGGAAUCAGCAGGGUAGGCUUUUGAUCUUAAUUGCGUGCCGACUGCAGACUCCAUCCUUCUCGCUGUUGUUUACUGUGGACUCCUCCCUCACUGACAGAGUUGAUGCAAGACGCUUCUUUCAGAGCCUUUCUUUAACCAAAAAUGUGCCUUAUUGAAUAGGAUAAUACAUAUAUAUUGUUUCUAAAUUAUUCUAUCGGUAACCUAGGUGAUUAUGAUGACGAUAGUGCUAUAGACACAGCAAUGUAUUUGGACUUGUGAUAUUAUGUGUGCCGUCUCAAAUGCUAGAUGCCCUGCUGCAGCCAUGUGUGUGCCAAUAGGCUGAAGACAUUUCAGUAUGAUUUAUUUUAUGGUUGCAGUUUCGAUGUGUGCAUUUCCUUUGGGUGUCUGUGGCGUGUGCUUAGUAGGAUUUUGGUGGCUAAAGCAAAUCUCCAAAAUGAAUAAAUGUAAAAUAAUGUGGCUGAUGUGAUUUGGGUUUCCCUUGAAAAUGUCUGGCAUUUCUAAAUUAAUCUGAAAUCAAAAGGGUGUCCUUAUGUAGAUCGAAUAUAGCGCAAAAUUGUUCCAACGGUGUACAUUUUGUUGCCCUGUGUUUCUAAGCUGUUCCACAGUGUGUACGAUAAAUAACUAUCUAUACUCGACAAAUGACUUUUCUUACUGCUGUGCAGUUAUUUUUUUUUUAUUUCUUGUUUCCUAUACCAUAUAAAUCUUUGUAAAACAUGUUGAAAUACUGUAUUCUAACUGUAUAAUCCUAUGCAUUGAGUCCUGGGACAAAAAAAACAAAAGAGAAAAAAAGUUGUUCGUGCAGUUGUCGAGACUUUUUCCCAUUUUGAAUCUUGUGAAUGUGCUGUAAUGAUUAAAGAAACUGGGACACUCCAUUUUCAGUGCAGGACCAUUAAUGGAAGCCACAAUUUCCUUUCCAUCCAAGGCAGCUCAGAAGAUUCUCCAACUUGUACCUGAUCUUGUUGUACUGGAUGAUCUUAAUUUUACAAAGGUUGUGUGUGGACGGAGCAGUUACCCACAGAUUUCAUCAUACACUCCUCCGUGAAUAAACUCAGAGACAUAUACGCCCUUCA
This is a messenger RNA of Trematomus bernacchii (emerald rockcod), 8990 nucleotides long. It is a transcript of the gene plxnb2b, whose product is annotated as plexin b2b. The record is from RefSeq and is a predicted model, not a curated record. Bases 569 to 6109 code for a protein of 1846 amino acids. Gene Ontology annotation, biological process: positive regulation of axonogenesis; semaphorin-plexin signaling pathway involved in axon guidance; regulation of cell shape. The transcript has 38 exons. NCBI's taxonomy places the organism in Eukaryota, Metazoa, Chordata, Actinopteri, Perciformes, Nototheniidae. Gene Ontology annotation, cellular component: semaphorin receptor complex. Gene Ontology annotation, molecular function: protein binding; semaphorin receptor activity.